ACCUUUCGUUCAAUCAGUGUUGAUUUCACUUCUGACAAUAUACAUUUUGUUGAUUGCAGAUCGCUAAUGGAGCAAGGUAUCUUCGAAGGUGAUGUUGUCCUACUGAGAUUUAAAUUCAUGACGUUGUUCGAUAUGAAUCCUAAGUAUGACCCGGUACGAAUCAAUCAGUUAUAUGAGCAAGCUAAAUGGUCGAUCCUUCUGGAAGAAUUCGAUCAUACUGAAGAAGAGGCGAUGCUGUUUGCAGCUUUACAGGUUACCUACUCAUUUCUUCAAGCAACACUACAACGACAUUCGCCUGAGCCUGAAGAAACCGAACGAGAUGAUGUAGACGUCUUACUCGAUGAACUCGUAUGUGCAUUAGCAUAUCCAAAUUAUAAAGAUACCUCACGAUUCGUUUGA
This is a messenger RNA of Anisakis simplex (herring worm), 399 nucleotides long. The record is from the annotation of a GenBank genome assembly. Lineage: Eukaryota; Metazoa; Nematoda; Chromadorea; Rhabditida; Anisakidae.